Molecule: messenger RNA, 5192 nt
Organism: Lytechinus pictus (painted urchin)
Lineage: Eukaryota; Metazoa; Echinodermata; Echinoidea; Temnopleuroida; Toxopneustidae
Product: neogenin-like
Exons: 7
Coding region: 1-2175 (724 amino acids)
Source: RefSeq, a predicted model, not a curated record
AUGAAGACAAUUGAUGACAUUACCGAUAAUCUAGCCGGCGCACAGAUCUUUAGUACAUUAGAUGCUAAUUGCGGUUUCUGGCAGAUUCCUCUUGAUGACGAGAGUUCAAAACUUCUCACAUUUAAUACGCCCUACGGCAGAUAUAGAUUUCUUAGAUUACCUUUUGGAAUCAACUCUGCUAGUGAGAUAUUUCAGAGAAUUAUGACCGAUAUGUUCAGCGACAUAGAAGGUGUAGAGGUUCUGGUAGAUGACAUUCUAAUAUAUGGCCCCUCAGAAAGUGUCCAUGAUCAAAGGUUGAAGCAAGUACUAGAAAGGUGCAGAGAAAAAUGCAUCAAACUCAACCCAGACAAAUGCCAUAUCAGGCAAACACAGGUCACAUACAUGGGACACAUAGUAUCUACAGAAGGACUAAAACCAGACCCAAAGAAAAUAGAGGCAAUCACAAAGAUGCCUACCCCACAGAGUAAAAAGGGUGUUCAACAAUUCCUAGGAAUGGUAAACUACUUGGGCAAGUUUAUCCCUAACUUGACGGAGAAAUCAGCACCAAUUAGAGUACUGCUAGAAAAAGAUGUGGCAUGGCACUGGGAUGACAAAAAAGAAGCAAGUUUCAAAGCGCUUAAAGAAGCGGUAACAAAUGCUCCAGUGUUAAAGUACUACGAUGUAAGUAAACCAGUCAAGUUAAGCGUAGAUGCAUCGCAAGCAGGCACGGGCGCAGUCCUACUACAAAAUGGACAUCCAGUGGCAUAUGCGUCAAAAGCAUUUACCGAUGCUCAGACACGAUAUGCCCAAAUUGAGAAGGAGCUAGCCGCGAUUGUAUUUGGUUUGUCAUCACAACACCGCUACAGCAAUCUUCGCUUCUCCACGGAACCCAGAGAUGCACUGGUUGUCAACGGUUCUGGUCUUACACUCAAUUGCUCUUCCCAGCUAUCCAAUGGUAUCGUCAUCGAGUGGUACAAGGAUGGCAAUAAAAUCUCUUAUUCAGACUCGAUCUACUACAGCCUCCUAUCAUCAGGGGCAUUGCAGAUCAUGCCUCGUACUCCAGUCUCCUUGCUGACUGGGGACUUCUACUGUACCACUUCCUUGAAAAAUUCUCUAGAAGACACCAUUAGAAGUCGCAGCGCUCGUGUCACACUUGCAACUCUUGGAGAAGUGCGUUCCCCGUUUGGUGUGACAGUAUACCCAGGAGAUACAGCUAGAUUUGAAUGCGAGGUGAAUGGUACGGUACCAAAGGUCACAACGUGGCUUAAAGAUGGCCAGUUGAUCGAUCUGACUGAAGAACGGUAUGCAUCUCGCUAUACUCUGCUUCCCAGUGGAGCACUUGAGAUUCGGGACGUGAGGGAGGGCGAUGCAGGUCGCUAUCGGUGCAAAGUAGAGAGCCCUCUAUUGCCAAAUGAAAGAAGACGUAGUAAUUCUGCAGGGCUGGUAGUGAUGACAGAACCAGCACCAGCCCGGCGUCCAGAGGACUUGGCCUUCCUAGUAGCUCCUGGACCAAGCCCGAUAGAAGCCUUGAUAGGUAGUACUAUCACUCUUGAAGCUGCUACUACAGAACCAGCUACCCUAGAGUGGUAUAAGGGAGAAAAAAAGAUAAAUAUGCAAGGUGACCAUUACAGAAGACUAGGACAAGGGAGUCUGCAGAUAACCAACCUAGGAGAGAUAGAUACUGGCAUCUAUCGAGUGGUUGCCACAUCUAAACUUGAUCACAGCACAGUGGAAAGAGGCGUAAGGGUUGUCGUACAAGUUCCACCCAUAUUCCUAGACGAGCCCACCAACAGAUACGCUAGGUUGGGGACCACUGAGGUCCUGCAGUGUACUGUGUACGGUAUCCCGACGCCAACCAUCAAAUGGAAGAAGAAUGGGAUCGAUGUGGAUGUGGCUGAAGAUUUCUAUAGAAUUGAUGAUCGUGGGGGGCUGGAGAUCAGUGGGUUGCAAGAGGAGGACUCUGGUAUCUACCAGUGCCUUGCCAGUAACCUUCGAGGCAACAUUCAAUCUACAGCUGAGUUGAUAGUGCUUCCUGAUGGUAAGUUGAACCAUCUUUUACCUCUUGAAAGGGGCAUUUACUCCUCUUACAGAACGUUGAUAAUAUCUAAUAGUAUUCAUAUGAAGCACCUUUAUGGACAAUCCCUGAUCAAGUUUUCAAAGAGCAUUGCAUCAAUCAAUUCAAUUAGAUCUAAAUGAUUCAGUCUGAUGCACUGGAAUAAAACAGUAAGAUAAACCCUAAUAAUUUAUCAUUCCUAUUAUGUAUUCUAAUUCUUAUUCUUAUAAGUAAAUAUCAAUAUUGUUCAUUAUUCUUUCUUCUUUAAUGCAACAUUAUUUAUAACACUACCAGAACUUUUUAAUUCAGUGCAAUGGAAGUUAUUAAAUUGUAAUUGGAAACGACUAAGAAUUGUACAAUUGUUUUAUGAUAGUGCGUUUUUCACAUGUCAUGAAUCAUUUUCACGAUAGGAAUUUUUUUUUUUUUAAUACAAUUUGUAACGGAUUUAAUGUUCUGCCAAUGGUUUCACAUCAAAUAACUUAGCUACAACAAAUAUCAUUAAGAGAUUUGGUCUAGGUGUCAUAGAAAACCUACAUUCCCUUCUAUAAUUUGUUUGUACAUUUUAAACUACAACCCACUUUUCCUUCAACAAGUCAUUAUGUUUUCCACUAACUUUAACUCUACAUGUAUCGAUCCUACUAGAAUGGGGCCAUGAUACUAUCACAUGUGACAUAGGAUACUAUUCAUUUGUUUCUAUCGCAUUUAUUCUUUUCACGAAGUGUCAACCACACAAUAAUUAAAAGUGUUCCCAUGACAUCUUAGAUUACCACAAUUGUCUAUUCUUUCACUACAGUCAAAAGCAAAAGCCUGAAAAACAAGUAAAAUCCCCUGUAAUACAAAUAUUACCAAGCGCAGGUGCAGGAGGUCCAGGCUUGCAUAUUGUACAGUAAAAUAAGGUACUGGUAUUCAAGCCAUGAAAAGUAUUGCCAUCGAUCUAGAAAAAUUCAAUACAAUCAUUAUUGAUUACUCCUAAGUUAUGCAAAUUCAUUGCUUUUGACAGUACAACAGAUAUUAUACCAAGGCAAUUUUUAUGUUUUGUCAUUGUUUUAUAUUGAUUUGAUGUCAAUAAUGAAAUUUGUUAUAGGAAUAGUUUGAUAUCUAUAAGAGAUGUUGACGUCAGAGUUUAAGGCAAAGUAGGAUAGUACCCUUUGGGGUUUGGAGUUUCUAUUUUGAAUAAUGUACAAAGUAUGACUUCAACAUAAUCUGACAAGAAUUGUAAGUAGUAUUUUGAUAAAAGUUCCCUGGGCGCACUUAUAUGUAUUUUCAAAUUGUAUCAAAACUUUAGAUAUCAGGAUAAAACAAUAAUAAUCAACAUAGCAAGUAGAGGUAUCUGCUGGAGUGCUGGAAAAUAGGAUAUGACGUAAAAACGUUGAUGUCAGAUUGCAUAAGCAUGCGUGAAGAUGCUUUUUGGAAGGAUAUAAAACCAUCUGUGACAGUGAUAUUACAAAGCUUUAAGCCUUGACACAAUGAUCAACCGCUAGCUAAUGAGAUAACAGCUUCUGUUUGCUUUAAAUAGUCAUGAGGAUCGUAAGAAAAACUAGGUCAAAUAAAUCAGUUUCAAGAGUCAGAACGGGAGGAACACUACUGAUGCUGUUGUUGAGUGAGCUGGGACUAAUUUAUUGUGAAAUGUAGCAAGCUGCAAGCCUAUUCGUACAAUAGGAUAAUGGGGGUCUAUUAGGCAUUGGAAGCCUCAUCAUGUAGAGAGAGAGAUACACACCAUAUGUUAUUUUUUGUCUUUUUUCUCAAAUUUGGGGAUUUUUUAAAUAUCAAAUUUCUGUCCAUUCCUGAGAAGUUUACAAUAUGUAACAGGAAUGUAGCUUGCAGAUUCUAUUUCUUUUCUGUCUUAUUAUUAUGUUUCUUUCUGAUAAUUAUGAUUCUUGAUUAAUCAUUCUACUUGAUAAGUUCAGAGGUAUAUUUUGAGAAAAUGGUUGUUACAUGAUUGAUUUCUCUUCUAAUUUUGAGUAAAACUAAAUUUUUUGUAACACAUUUUACAAUUCUGUGAAAUUGUCAUAAAUAUAAACCAAAAUGAACUGAAAUAAUGCACUCAAUCUUGAAAGAGACAGUACCACAUGAUUAUUAUUGUUUAUAAAUGAAAUAGUUACCUCACUGCUUUACUUUGUAAAACUUUCCUACUAAGACUCAGUAUUUCACCCACCAUUCUAAUGUCUUUCAUCACAAGAGCUUUCUUUGAGAAACUGCUGCUGCUGCUGCGGCCGAGUGUCGUCUUACCGUGCAUUAUUCAUACAACGGGCUAAGGAACUGGGAAGAAUCAUUGCUAAUUCAGCACUCACGCGCGUGACUAAAAAUUCAUGCAGAACCUGGACAUGAGGAUUAAUUCAAUCACACUCCAGCCCUGGACUCUCUGCUGAAUAUGAAGCUUGUCUUUCUCAAAUGCUGUUUAUGCCUUGAACCAAGGUACAGUCCAUGCCAAUUUGCAACCGGAGAGACAAAAUGGGAUCAUGUUGAGAUCUUUUAUUCAUUAUUUUUACAUAUAAAUUCAUCUCCUCCUAACAAAUUGUGUCUCUGUCUGGGAAGAGAGGUAGAAAACAAACAAAUUAUUCAAUGAAAUACUGGAGACAGAUGUGUUUGCCUUUAAAGACCAUAUCAGAAGUUAAAACAUCUGUAUAUAUCAGUGUAAAGAUAAAGAGAAGUAUAAUACAAUAGAGGUUUCACACAUUUUACUGCUGAUCAUUUUCCUUUAGAAAUCCUCAAAUCUGCAAGCUCUUAGAAUUGACCAUACUAUGCUGCUUACUGGCCUGAGUUUUAAGAGGAUUUGAAAAUAAGCAUUCUGUAAAUUUUCGAAUAUUUUUGAUUGAGGUAUUUUGAUAUCUACUUUAGAUAAAAUUUACUGGUCUAUUUCCCAAUCUGUUUAAUUCACCUUGUCUUACAACACAUACAACAAAUUUCACAACAAAUUUCAUUAAACAUAAGCUCAGCAAAUAUUUUAAUAUCAUUAUCCUCUAUCAUGUAUUUCAAGUGUUCAUUUAUCUGUUAUUGUCAAUAAAUACAAUUAUAGGCUGCAGUACGGAAUAGACCAUCUUAAGAUCAAUUAAACAAAUAAGAAAAGAAGGAAGCUGGAAAUGAAUUCUCAACUAGUAAUAAAUAUGUCACUUUCACAAUUUAUUUAUGAAUAAAACAUUUCUAUAAUUUAACUUAAUGU